AGGACUCCGGGACCUGUGAAACCGGCACACCAAGGCUGGAGCGGGGAGGUUCCGGGAGGCCAGGUGGCCCUCCACGCGCAGCCAGCCGGCAAAGCGCACGCGGACAGCGUUCAGACCGCGGACACAGUCCUCGCUUGUGUCCUGUGGGUUCCGCCCCUUCUGGCCCCGCCCGGCCCCGCCCCGAGGCGGUGAUACCCCCAGGCCCCGCCCCCCGCGAGCACUUCCGGCUCAGCGGAACGCGGGGUGCAGGUUGAGGUUGCCGGCGGUCCUGACCUGUGAAGGUGUUGGACAGGCCCCAUGAGCGCAGGACCUCUGGUGGGCUAUAGCAGCAGUGGCUCAGAGGAUGAGGCCGAGGACGAGGCUGAGGACGAGGCAGCGACCAAGGGGCGGACCAGGCCGGUGACUGGGGGCUGUCGUGGUGGCCAGAGCCCUGUUCCUAGUCAGAGGUUCCCAGUACCUGACAGUGUACUGAACAUGUUCCCCAGCACAGAGGAGAGGCCUGAGGAUGACAGUGCAAAACAUGGGGGACGAGUGCGCACCUUUCCCCACGAGCGAGGCAACUGGGCCACCCAUGUCUACCUACCAUAUGAAGCCAGGGAGGAGUUCCUGGAGCUGCUUGAUAUGUUGCUGCCCCACGCGCAGACCUAUGUGCCCCAGCUGGUGAGGAUGGAGGCCUUCCACCUCAGCUUGUCUCAGAGCGUGGUUCUGCGCCACCACUGGAUCCUCCCCUUCGUGCAGGCUCUGAAAGACCGCAUGGCCUCCUUCCAUAGAUUCUUCUUUACUGCCAACCGAGUAAAGAUUUAUACCAAUCAAGAGAAGACCAGCGGGCUGCUGCUUCUCCAUUGGCCCAACUCUAACUGGAGUAAAACCAUCCUUAAAGAAGCCUUCAUCAGAGGCAAACUAAAGAGCCCUCCAGACCUUGCUGUGUGGAGUGUCCCAGAUGCCAGCCCACAGAGGACACAUGCCACUGGGAGGACCCUUCAUUCCACAUCAGUCUGGCCUGGUGUGUGGGUGAUGCUCGUCCCCAGCUAGAAGGGCAGUGCCUGCAGGAACUACAGGAAAUCUUGGAUGAGUUUGAAGAUUCUGAGAUGCUGCUCCGUGUGUUCACCGAGCAAGUCCGCUGCAAGUCGGGGAACAAGUUCUUCUCCAUGCCUUUGAAGUGAACACAGGGGCCUUACUGUCCCAGGCCCGUCUGCAGGCCAGGCCUUGAUGAGGAUCCUGCUAGUCCAUGGGAAUGCUCCCAGCCUCCCUCUAAGAUGCCCAAUCAUGACUUCAGCCUGACUGAUGUGUUGCCAUUCUGGGUUAUUCCUGGGGGGCAGUUCUCCUGGCCCUUUUGGGUUUCAGGUUGGAUGAUGCUGUGUUGUGGUCAUUCCCAGAAAGCACCAGUAGAGGGCAGCCUGGGUUUCCUAAUUCUCACACUGAGGCUAUGCAGAAAAGAAAAAUGAGGGUCUCCAGGGUAGCCCACCCACACUCAGCCAGAAUCCCCACCAUAGUCCCUCUAAGGAACAGCCCUCUCCCCCACGCUUCCCCUUCAGUAUUUCCUAUUUUGAUGUCAUUGGCCUCAUACCAGGUUUUUUUUAAAUCGUUAUGCUCUGCCUUAUCCCUGUCGAGCAAAGACAUAGGGUACUUCAGAGAGCCUGUCACCCUCCUUCCUUGAAGUAUGUCAGUUUUAUUUAUUUACUUUUAAUCCCAGUCCCUACUGUGCCAACAGAGACCAUUUCAGGGCCAAGGUACGGGUGGUAAUUUGUGGUUCAGCAUCAGUUUUCUCCAUUCCUUCCUCCCACUGGCCCCCCAGCCAGGUGCCUGGGGAGACUUGAGCAGAUGUUUCAUUUUGGCCUAGCCAUGGCUGAAAGCCAGGCCUCCAACGCUUUGUGACCUCUGACUUCCCCACCAACUUUCCCAAAGAGGCAAGAGGCGCCUUCCCCUGUCAGUUCUACUGUGACCUCCUGCCUGCUAUAGCCUUGGCAUUCGGUAGGGAACGUGGAGCAAGAGCCAGGGAUGCCCAAAACCUUUAUUUUUUCAAUCCCUCACCGGAGUGAAGGACUAGCCCUCUCCAGUUAUUAUCUGGAUUUCCAGUAAUAGAUGAAGAAAUGUUUUUGUUACAGUUUCAAAUUAUGUUCAACAAAUAAA
Messenger RNA from Sciurus carolinensis (gray squirrel), 2130 nucleotides. It is a transcript of the gene Usb1, whose product is annotated as U6 snRNA biogenesis phosphodiesterase 1. Gene Ontology annotation, molecular function: 3'-5'-RNA exonuclease activity. NCBI's taxonomy places the organism in Eukaryota, Metazoa, Chordata, Mammalia, Rodentia, Sciuridae. The transcript is spliced from 7 exons. Gene Ontology annotation, biological process: U6 snRNA 3'-end processing. The record is from RefSeq and is a predicted model, not a curated record. The coding region runs from base 298 to 1032 and encodes 244 amino acids. Gene Ontology annotation, cellular component: nucleus.